CUCACUCUCAGCUGCAGUGGAUCAGACGCAGAGCUCCAUCUCUGCGCGCUGCACAUCCGCUCAUCUGCCGGGAAACGGCCGCCUGAACGCCGGGAGAAAAUGUCGCUUCCGCCGCUGAGUCCCUCCAGCCGCGUCUCGUCGAACCGCUCCAUCAUCUGACCCGGACUCUGCUGGUUCUGUCGGCUCCGAUCCGCGUUCCGAUCCAGUAGAAAAACAAAGAGUCGUGAGUUAAAAGAGAGAGAGAGAGAGAGAGAGAGGCAGAGAUCUAUUUUUAUGAUCGUGUUUUUUUUAUUUCAUUUUUUUUGGGUUCGGAUCGCAGAACCUUCCUCAUCAUGUGGAGAUGAGCUGCAGGAUCAUCUGGGUCCGUCAGGCUCCGCGUCCUCCUCCUGGGUCCUGAUGAACCGACUCGGUUCCGAAAAUAAACUCCAUGUUUUAAACCAGAUCCCAGUAAAGAACCGGAUCAGAUAAUUCUGUCUGAAAAGCAUCAGAUCUUCUGUCAACUUGAACUCCGUCCCGGUCCGCUCCGGUCCGGUCCGGACACGUGUUGAGUUCACUCCAAACCGUCCAGCUGCUCAUUAAAAAAAAAAAAAAAAAAAGGGCAGGCUAACCUUGGCCUGGUUCGGCUCGGCUCACCUUGAACCAGCAUGCUGCUGAUGCUGUCCUCCUCCGGUCCUCGGAACCGGCUCCUCCGGGCUUCUCUCACCCUCCUUCUCCUCCUCUGGCCUCUUCCGUCCGCAGGGAAGAAGAAGCUCUACAUCGGAGCCCUGUUCCCCAUGAGCGGGGGCUGGCCGGGGGGCCAGGCGUGCCUUCCCUCGGCCCAGAUGGCCCUGGACCUGGUCAACAACCGGACCGACAUCCUGCCGGACUACGAGCUGGAGCUGAUCUACUAUGACAGCAUGUGUGAUCCAGGAGAAGCCACCAAGCUGCUGUACGACCUGCUCUACACCGAGCCCAUCAAGAUCGUGCUGAUGCCCGGCUGCAGCAGCGUCUCCACGCUGGUGGCUGAAGCUGCUCGCAUGUGGAACCUCAUAGUGCUGUCUUACGGUUCCAGCUCACCGGCCCUGUCCAACCGCCAGCGCUUCCCCACCUUCUUCCGCACCCACCCGUCCGCCACCCUCCAUAACCCCACCAGGGUGAAGCUGUUCCAGAAGUGGAAGUGGACACGCAUCGCCACCAUCCAGCAGACCACUGAAGUUUUCACUUCGACUCUGGACGAUCUGGAGCAGAGGGUGAAAGAGGCGGGCAUCGAGAUCAGCGUUCGUCAGAGCUUCCUCACCGACCCGGCUGUCGCUGUCAAGAAUCUCAAGCGCCAGGAUGCCAGGAUCAUUGUGGGGCUCUUCUAUGAGACCGAAGCCAGGAAGGUCUUCUGUGAGGUGUUCAAGGAGAAGCUGUACGGGAAGAAGUACGUGUGGUUCCUGAUUGGCUGGUACGCCGACAACUGGUUCAAGAUCAAAGACCCGGCCAUCAACUGCACCGUGGAGAACAUGACCGAGGCCGUGGAGGGACACGUGACCACCGAGAUCGUCAUGCUGAACCCCGAGACCGUCCGCGGGGUCUCCAACCUGACGUCGCAGGAGUUCAUCGGGUCCUUGAUGUCCCGACUAGGAGGGAAGAACCCGGAGGAGACGGGUGGGUUUCAGGAGGCCCCUCUGGCCUACGAUGCGGUCUGGGCUCUGGCCCUCGCCCUGAAUAAGACCGUGGCCCCCCUGAAGGCCCGGGGCCGACGGCUGGAGGACUUCAACUACAACAAUCACGACAUCACCUCGGAGAUUUACAGAGCGCUCAACACCAGCCUGUUUGAAGGGGUUUCAGGCCAGGUGGUGUUCGACGCUCAGGGCUCCAGGAUGGCGAGGACGCUCAUCGAGCAACUGCAAGGUGGCGUAUAUAAGAAGAUCGGUUACUACGACAGCUCUCAGAACAACCUCACCUGGAACGACAGCGACGUUUGGAUCG
Molecule: messenger RNA, 1953 nt
Organism: Austrofundulus limnaeus
Lineage: Eukaryota; Metazoa; Chordata; Actinopteri; Cyprinodontiformes; Rivulidae
Product: gamma-aminobutyric acid type B receptor subunit 1
Biological process (GO): G protein-coupled receptor signaling pathway; gamma-aminobutyric acid signaling pathway
Cellular component (GO): membrane; G protein-coupled receptor heterodimeric complex
Molecular function (GO): G protein-coupled GABA receptor activity
Source: RefSeq, a predicted model, not a curated record